Molecule: messenger RNA, 1206 nt
Organism: Drosophila innubila
Lineage: Eukaryota; Metazoa; Arthropoda; Insecta; Diptera; Drosophilidae
Exons: 2
Coding region: 89-1072 (327 amino acids)
Source: RefSeq, a predicted model, not a curated record
GCCCUUUUACAACACUGCCGAUUUCCCACGUGCAGUUGCCGCUCUUGGUGUUUUUUAUUUUAUCCGCUGCUUGUUUCGUUUGUUUACAAUGUAUUUUAAAUCGGAAUACGAAGAUAAAAAAGAUAUCAGUAUAACACAAGCGACAUUCGCGAAGGGAAAAGAUAACAAUAAUGUCUUAGGUGUUCAUAAGACUUCCAAGGCCUGCAAGCGCGAAUUUCUGGAAGAGACGGAUCAAAUUGAGAUCCGUAAGGAUCUCUUUGACAGCGAAAGCGCCGUGGAAUUGGAGAACUUUGACCUCGCCGUCCAUGAUGUCUGGGUGGUGCAGUGUCCCAAGGGAGUGGAUCCGAGUGCACUGACCAGCAAGCGGAUUAAGAUGCCUGGUCGUCGCUAUGUGGACAAUCUUCAAGUGCGAACCACGCACUUCUCGGAGCCAGUGAGUCAGUCCAUUGGCUAUGUGAAUGCCAGGGGAAAGUACACAUUGCGUCAGAUGCCACUGGUCGGACACAUGAUCGUCAGCAAGCGUCUCAAUAUGGUGAAACCCAGUGCUGAUGAUGAUGAAACCAAUGCAUUUCCAAAGCAAAGUAAACCACCCAAGUUCCGGUUGCCGGAACGUCAUCCGUUCUUUGGACGGAACUACAAGGAACGCAUCGAGGUGAACAAGAAGACAUCUAAGAAGCUGCGACAUGCGGAGAAGAAGAGUGCCGAGGCUACCAUCAAUUUACGAUCAGCUUCCAAUUAUUAUAGCAUACGCAGCAAGAUGUUGGCCAGCACACAGACGCUGGAGCAGAAGGAGCACGAUAUUCGUCAAUCUGUGCUAACUGGCGUUUCGCCAAAAUUCUUGAAUAAUGCUGCUCAUCCAAAUUAUGUGGAUCUCACUAACGAUGACAAACAGGAGGAGGAUGAGGAAGUUGUGCCCGUCAAGCAACGCAAACGCAAAGCCAAUGGCGUGGAUAAAUCCGUAACCAACGGCAAUGUUGAUGAUAACGAUGCCCAGGAAUCCGCCAAGAAAAAGAAGAAGCGGAAAACUGAGGAGACGGCGACUAAAAGCAACAAGAAGCUCAAAUCGGCUUAACCAUAGACUAUAGAAACUAAUAAAAACAAACCUUCGUUUUAGUUAUGUAUAAUCAAAGAAUAUACAAUUAUGUAUUAAUUGUUUUAUUCAGUUGUUUAAAUUAAAUUUUACUAAACUACAAUUCCUUAAUUUAA